This is a messenger RNA of Beta vulgaris subsp. vulgaris (sugar beet), 1308 nucleotides long. RefSeq lists its product as uncharacterized. NCBI's taxonomy places the organism in Eukaryota, Viridiplantae, Streptophyta, Magnoliopsida, Caryophyllales, Amaranthaceae. The record is from RefSeq and is a predicted model, not a curated record. Bases 1 to 1308 code for a protein of 435 amino acids. The transcript is spliced from 8 exons.
AUGCCCGAUGGGCUUGAAUUCCCUCUUAGUAAGACACAGGUUUAUUGGGUUAUGGGUAUUCCGGCGGGGCCGAAGAUUGUACCAUUCUACGGUGAUGAUGAUGUGUGUUCUGAUGAGGUAAAGAGGUUUUUUGAUGUAUAUGGGUAUACUAGUCGUUCUGGCUUUUUUGAUGAUGGCUUAAAUGAUCUGAUAUGCCCUACGACAUGUCAGAGAUUGGCUGUGAGUAUGUUGUAUGCUGCAUUUGUAGCAGAGAGAGCUCAUGAGUAUGAUUGGUGUAGUUUGUUACUGGAUCAUCUCAUGAAUGCGAUAGGUGGAUUUUCAAAAAGAUUCUACCUUGAUGGAUUUGCUAAGGGGUGUGGUGGGUGCACUAUGUUCUUAGCGAUUCUAUAUCUUGAUCGGUUGCGCCGACCACCAUUGAUGUGGGGCGCUUUUCCAAGGAUACGGGCGUGGAGUACCGUAGAUGUGAACAAGGUGAAGAAGGAAGAUUUGUUGGCCACUGGUGAUUAUGGCAAGCUUGGGGGUAUUGAUGUCGCUUAUGGGGGAAGACAUCCUCUGGAGGCUCGGGAUGUCAUGCCAACAGUAGAAGAUAUUGAGGAAAUGAGUCGUUGUAGUGCUGGCAUUAGCACGAAGAGUACGAAGAGUAAAAGAAGGAGAAUGAAGAAGAAAUCUCCAGUGCACGAAGAUCCAGUGCAUGAAGAUCGAGUGCAUGAAGAUCGAGUGCAUGAAGGUCCAGUGCAUGGUCCAGUGCAUGAAGGUGUAGUGCAUGAAGAAGUUGCUGAGCAGCGGCCGGAGUUGGAAAACGAGACGGGCCCCAAUGAUGGCUUAGGAGAAAAUGAAACAUUGCAUCUUCGUGAAGUAAUUCAUGUUAUUGGUCAGAAUAAUAAUUUCGGUCAGGAUGACCCAGUUUGUGGAAGUCAAGAGGAGGGGUCAAAAUACUGUUGGGAAGGUUGCAUUGGUGAAAUGUUUGUGAAUAAUGUUGUUGGUGGCAGUGGCAGCAAUAGUAUUGAAGCUAUAGGUGAGGAGGUUGGUGGAAAUGGUUCUCGAGGUAUAGGUGAGCAGCAGAUACGAGUACUCCAGGAUGGUAUAAGAGAUGUAGAUAAAGUUGUAUCGUCUUAUGCGAAGCAAAUGGUUGGAACUUCUUGGAAAAGGAUAGUACACGUAUUUGUUCCGGUUCUUGAGAAUAAGCAUUGGUGGUGCGCUGCUUACUCUCCAAAUAGGGGAGAAGUGUUGGUGAUGGAUUCAUUGGAGCCAAAGAAGGCACCGGAUUGCCAUCAUUUCAGCCUCACAACAUUGGUAAAGUACCAUUGA